This is a messenger RNA of Blepharisma stoltei, 204 nucleotides long. NCBI's taxonomy places the organism in Eukaryota, Ciliophora, Heterotrichea, Heterotrichida, Blepharismidae. The record is from the annotation of a GenBank genome assembly.
AUGCCUUUAGCAACAAAAAAUAAUAUAAAAAUCAUCUGCAAGACCAGAAGCUGGUGAAACUGAUGCUUGUUUUUCAGAAAUUUCAAGUUUUCUUUUAUUAACUUUAGAAGGUAUAUUAUUCAUAUUUCGAGGAAUCCUUUUUGCACAUUUUUACAAACAAAACUAAAGGAGUCUAUCCCUAUAAACAAAAGCUCAGGGGCCUAA